CCGUCGCCACAGAGAAAGUCGUGUUCCAACACCGCCGACACUGUCGGACGCUCUCUAGUUGGGAGAAGGGCACCGUGACACUCUAUUCGGGUGGUUAGCCCUUGGUGGAGAAGGUGGUUUUACUGCCUCCAGUGGUGGUGGUGGUGGAGGAGGCAAAAAUUCGAAGCGUUUACAGGGUGGAGAAAGAGAAAGAGAGAGAGGGAGACGAAGAAUAAGAAGAAGAAGAAGAAGAGUAGCAGCAGCAGCUUGCUACUCCAAACUCGAUCUCAAGGGGCAUCGUCCAUGAAGGGAAAGGAUGGUGCCUUUUCUCCAGUGCCUCUGAGAAAACCAGACCAUGUGCCUCAAAGCAGUGUGGUUCAGUACUGUGUUUUUGGUGUCAUGAGGAGAGGGUGGUUGUAGAAGGCCCCACAGCCACCUAUCUCGUCCUCCCUUCCCUGGAAAUUGAUGAUAAUAAGAUAUAAUAUCGAGUAGAAUCUUGUCCUCGCACCGUCGAGAUUCGAAGGAGAAGAAGUGGAGGAGGAGGAUCAUCAGCAAACAGCGAGAUGUGGUCCUCGGGCAAUUUGAGGAUCGUGCCGUGGAGCACCGUUGCAAUUGUGCUGAUGUUCGGUUGCACGGUUCAGGGAGAAGAGAACCACACACAGAUCGUCUAUAUUCCAAGAGGCAGUCGAACAGAAGAGGUUGUUGAUUUUCGACUUAUGCCAAAAGGUAACAUAAUGUGCUAUGAAUGCUCCUCAUGGACACACCCGCUGUGUGAAGACCCAUUUAACUUUACUCUUCCUGUCGAGAAGGGACCCCCAUCUAAGGCAUGUGACGGAUGCUGCGUGAAGCUUGUUCAGCAUAUCGGAACUCCGUAUGCUUCCAUCCGGAGGACCUGUACGAAGAAUCUGCAGAUCAACCUGUUUAUGGUGGACCAUGUGUGCAUGAUGGAAAGUAGCGGUCAGGGCCACAUGUGCUUCUGUGAAGAGGACUAUUGUAAUGCAGCCCCACCCUCCUUCAGAUCCCCCCGCCAGCCAUGGGCCCCCCUCCUUCUCCUCCUUGUUCCUCCCAUGCUUUUGCAUGCCCUUCUGGCUUGGGACCCCAGAUAAACAAAUGAUUCAAUUCUGACUUUGCCUACUUACUUAUUAUUAACUCGUUGCUAACUACUGACCACUAUUAUUACUUCGACUGUUUCUAACAUUAACAUUACUACUAUUACUCUUACUGUUAUUGUUAUGAAUAUCUUUAUUUUUCUCCUCACCUUUAAAAUUAAUUUUUUUUUCUCUUGGUAGUUUAACUUUCUUUCCCCUUAUCAAUUUUCUCUGUUUAUUUGAGUUAUCUUGGUUUCUAUCUUGUUCAUAGAUUAUUUUUGUUUUUCUCUUUUAAUACAAAUAUUUUUGAAGACCUAUUUUCCCCACUUACGAAUAUUAAUUUUUUUUCUUUUCCAUUGUGCCUGUUACUGAUUACAUUUCAUUCUAGAAUUAUUCUAGAAUGAAGGAAUGCAUAACUAUGAAUUUUUCACAUUUUUCCUCACGUUUUUGUUGGUUUGUUUUUUGCCUUUUGCUAGAUACUUGCUCAAGCUGACUUGUUGAUUCAUUUCGAAUGUGCUAUUUCUGCAUAUUCUGACCGAUGUAGCAUACAAAAGCGUCAUUACAUCGUUUCUGAUCCACUCCCAAUUCACUUUAGGCCUUUUUUUUUUCUCCCCUUCUCAUUUUAGGCUUUAUUGCUUUACUGGAUUUGUUUUCAAGUCUACAUUGUGGAAGGGAAACAGAUCUUCAUUGCUAGUGCCAACUUUUACUCAGAUAUACAAAGAUUUUUUUCUCCUUUCAGUUGGAUGUUUUAUUUUUCUAAACCUUUCUCUUUCUAUUUGAAUUUGACGUCUUUUCACCUAUGUACGAUUCUCUUUUCACAAUUGUUUUAGGUUUGUUUUUCGACACGACUUCACAGUGAAAACAAUUCAACUUUAUUCUCAUUGCACGAUACUACUAUAUUUUGCGUGUUGUUUGAUGCAUGUCUUCUAACUCUCAAUUUUAUUCAUUUUGAUAAGUCCCGGUCCCUCCCAACAGUGCAGUUUGGUGUUUGGAUGAAUAACAACAACAACAACAACAACAACAACAAAAAUAACAGUUCCUUUGCUCUCCCUACCCCUCUGCCAACUCCUAUGCCUCCAACAUUUUCUCUUGAGAAAUCCCUCUUUGAACAUUUCCUGAUCCUAUCCUUGCCCCUCCCCCCCUUUUUUUUAAAUCAUUAUUCUUGUUCUUACGCUCCUCUCAUUUCUUCCUCUUCCUAUCCUAGAGAGAGUCCUGCUCUUCCUAUCCUCCUCUUCCUAAGUCUCCCAUGAACGCCGCGUAGCUAAUCGUUGCAUUUUUGUAUUUUAUCUGUAAUCUAUCUUGAUGGACUCUUGUUUAUUGUUCUUUCGCAACACCCUCACAGUAAAGCGCUGUCGCCACUCUAGAAUUAAGACUUCUUUAUUUAUUUCCACUUGAUUACUUUCGUUAGCAUUAUAUUGUCUCCUCUAACAAUGAUUGCCCUGUCGCUCACCGCUUUCUGAUCAUUUAUCAUAGAAGUUGCUGUUACAAUAGUCGUUGGACGUUUUCACCAGGAAAGACUGUUUGUCUCCCUCCUUCCGUACUUUCUACCUUUCUAAUUUUGCCUUUCAAGAGCACCUUCUUUUCAUCUUCUUAUUUCCGAUGAUUAUUUUUUCUCUCGCCUUUCCUCUCCGCCUCUGUUAUUAUUAUUAUUAUUAUAAUAAUUAUUAUUAUUUGGUCAUCUCUGCUUUCUCUAUCUGUUACGCCUUUUAGCCGUUGUUUGAAAUGUUGUGCUCCUGUUAAUUGGAUGUUCAAACCUGGGAAGCGUUUUUCAAAGCAUAUCGCUAUCUGGCGUCUGUUUCUAAACGUUCGAUUCCGUGCAACCAGGCUCUGAUUCAAGUUUUUCACUCAAAGCCAGAUGAUGUACAGUAGAGAAUUAAAGGAUUAGGAAUUCGCCAUUUUCCAAACGAGAGGGAUUUAGGCUGAGACUUGAUCUUUUGCAAAAGACAGUGGCACAUCUGGAGAUGAGUGCGAUGCCGAAGGCGUGACAGAAAGUCGAACGAGAAGGUAACAUUGUCAAAAGAGCUACGCUUUGAAGAACGCAUCUCUAAAAAAACAGUUUGAGGGGAAAAAGAAAAGAGCAGACUGAUCGGAAAGGACAUGAAGCCUCUAAACAAGAAUAUUUUAAGAAAUAGGUGAAUCAUUGUCGGGAUUGCAUGCUACUGCAUAGAUACACGUUUAAAUUAUGAUCGAACUAUACAGCAAAGAUACGCAUACUCAGACACUAUGGCAAAAGAAACUCAACAGAACACGAAUGAUUCUACAAUAACACGAAGCUUAGCCAAAGCAUGAAAGCUCACUCUGCUGUUCAUUGUGCCUUUUCCGAAAGGGCUGAAAUUUCGAUGUAGUGUGCAUGAAACACCAGAACCUUUUUCGGAAACUGUGCUUGUGUGCCACGCACCCAUGGACCCAUUAGACAGAAAUCAUAGAUAGUAUACAAUAGCAGACGACUCAUGUUCUUUCAGGUCAGCUGCCGGGAUUUGUAUUUUUCCCCCCAAAGUCGCUCUAAGGAUAAACUAGUUUACUUAAGUUGAAGUCUUAGAGUUAACAUAGAUGACUCAAGUUCCUUAGCGGAAUUUCAGAUGUUGAUCAAGGUUUGUGCUUUGACUUCCAGGAGUUCUCAUGAUCAAUUUCAUUCUAACGAAAAAAGACAAGAGAAGAGAAGUUGUCGGAGAUGAAGAAGAAGGCCAUAUUUUCACACGCUCCCUCCGCUAAUGUUGUUAUUGUUAUUAUUCAGACAAGUGCUGACAGAGAAAGAGAAAAUAGUACCGAGGCCCUGCGAUAGUACGUACGCUAUCACCACCUCACGUGGGCCAUAUGAAUCGCCAAUAGAUUUUGUCCGUUCUGGAGUCUGGGAUCUUAGUAACUGUAUGUUCAUCGUCUUUUGAGUUAGGCAGGGGAAUGUUCUAAACCCGUGGAAAUACUAUAAGCGUUACGCGUUUCCUUUGACGUGAAGUUCACAUUUGCAGUGAGGUGUGUAUCAAGUUAAGUAAGAGAACAUAAAACAAUUGUGAUACCCUAUAUUGACGAUUAGAUAUUAAUAGUUACGUUGUUAUCUCUGAAUUAAUACUAAUAUAAUUCUUACUAUUAUUGCUACUACUACUACUACUGUUACUAUUGUAUCUACUGAUAUAUAAAUAGCCUAUAGUUAUUAAAUCUGAGAAAAGAAGAAAGCAGAACCCGGCGCAUGCUGUUGAUACUCCAAACCCUCCUAAGCCGGUUCCAAGUUUCUUAAGGAAGACUUUCUGGCCGGUGGAAUAUAUCCAUUUCACGAUCUUUGCCUUUUUGUGCAUUUGUAAUGCUGUUAAAAUAUAAAGAGAGAAGAAUCAUAUGUUAAAUAUAAGCUUUUGCGAUAACGUUAUCAUCACUAGUAUUAUUGUUUGGUUUUGCUAUUUUGUUUUUGUCAUUUUCUCGUCCUUUCGCUGUUGAUGAAUCCUGUAGUUCAGUUGAACUUUCUGUCUCUGAUCCCCACUGGAUUUUGACCACAGUUUUCGAGUGUGUUGUUUUUGCAGACCACUCUUGCAAUCACUCACAUCUUUUCAUCUUUACUAUUUUACUACUUUUAUUAUUAAUCUAUACCGCCCGUAUAUUAAAUAACUCCAAAAGAUUUAACUUUGCUGAAUCAGUACUACUUUAAUACUCAAUUACAUACUAAAUGCAACCUUGCCCGUAGAUAGUAAGGAGCCCAUCUUAUUAUUUUUAUCAUCAUUAUUAUUAUUGAAUAAUGAUCAGCGUCACUAACAGUCCAAUCUCCUGUCCCCGUUUCCUACAAUGACGUCAAAAGUACAUCUCGUCCAAUCACAUGACCCGUUUCCUCUCAUGACGUCACUUCACUUCCCACCUGACGUCAGCUCAUGUCGUCCAAUCACAAGUCCUACUUCCAUUUGACGUCACUGAUUUUUGGUCCAAGCCAUUCUGCCAUCAAUCCUUUUUUUUCCCAACCAGCUCCCCCAUGACGUGUGUGGCCUUUAAAGAUCCAAAGAAAGAAUUAAAAAAAAAAAAUCCCUCAUGAAAAUUAAUUGUGACUAAUUCGGUUAUUCCAUUUUCAACUUUUUUCUCCAAAAUUUCACUGUUUUUCUCAAUCACACACUAACUAACCCCUUCUAAAAAAGAGGAGUUUUUGCAUUUUGCAUUGUCAUGAUCCUUGAGAGGUUUUUGACCUAGAUUGGUAACGAUUGAAGGAGAACCUUUGGGGCUGCAAACAUUGUCCUCCGACCAAAGCUGUUACAGGACGCAAGCUAUGGGUAUGCCUCUUCUCGUCACCCGUGAUAGAAGGUUUGAAUCAAAGGGUGAAAAGAAAAGGAAUAUGACAUGUGGCCGUCGUUGGCUACCUUCCAGCGUCCACGCGUAGUUCCACUCACAAGAGGAUAGUAUUUGCGGCGGCUUCGGCAGACACUUAAAAAAAAAAAAAAAAAAAAAAAAAUGUAUGGCUAAAAUUGGUAAAGAAAAAGAAAGAGAAAACGCAAGUGGACAGUGGCGCAUCAUUAGCGAGCAUUUGAUGAAUGAGAAACGAAACCACGUCUCCCGAAGUGACUUGAGUUCCCAAGUUCAGUCUGAAAUCGAGUUGAUGUCAUCCAUAUAACUCGCAGCGGUCGGUGGUACUGGCUGUUGUCACAAACAAAAUACACUCGUGGGAGAUACUAAAAGCAAACCGGGAGCUCUCUCACAGCGAAGAGUCUUUGCGAACUGGUUAGCGAAUGGACUAAUGAAAGCAGUCGGCGAGCUGGCACACACACGGGCAGCCAUCAUCAUCAUCAUCAUCGCCCUGUCGUCUUGACAUCAGCCUUGAAAUCUGCCCCCCGAGAAGGAGCUAGGGGCACUGCAACCGCCUCUUGCCUAACUGGGGGCAAAGGGCGGAAGGAUCCCUCUCACUGCUCGGACACGGCAGUAGUUAGCGACUGCCUAAGGCUGAAAGAGAAUUGCAGAAGUGACUGUGAUGCGUGUAAGGCGCUGGGCUCAUCACAAGCGACGAUGUGCGGCGGCCAUUGCUGAAGGCUUCCGCCGGGUCCCGUUGCUGCGACUACAAUCAUUCGUGGUUAAGAGGACACCGUGCGUUGUAGAAAAAGCUGUCUGUCUCUCGCUCCUCGACGGAAUAUGUUAAGCAUAAAAAAGAAAGUAAAUAAAUAGGCCAACCGUAGGAGGUUCCUGUUGUUAACUGAAACGCUCCAGGGUCUCCCCCUAAAGGGGUUUGAGGGGGACGAGCUGAUGGAGGUCCUUCUCUUGGCCUUGGCCCCCUCCCCCACCCUCUCUCUCUCCCCCCCACUACCCCCCUCCCAGUGCUUCUUCUUCUAACCAUAAAAAUGACAACAAAUAAAAGAACUUUCCCGUCAUUCUACUUCUUCAAAGCUAAGCCGAAAGUCGCUCUCAGACGUUUCAAACGUAGGUCUUGUCAUUAGAUUUCUGGUCUAGCCGUGGCCAUUCCCUCCAGCUAAUUCCCAUCGACAGGAUUAGACAAUUGAAGGAGGCGUUCCGGGCGGGUGACUUUAGCCUACAAGCGGGAGACAACACGAGAUCAUCUUACUAGAGGAAUGUUUACUUUCAAGAGAGAAGAGCGGUGUUCUGGAAUGUCUGUUCUGCUUGCAGCAAGAGAUGGAAGGAAAAGUGUAUGACGGAGAGAAACUUGAAUAAACUGGAAGGUUUCUGGGUCAGAAGCCCCUUUAGCCACGACUCAAACAUCCAAGAAAAUACAUUUGGUUCUCAUUUUUUGUCUCCCAAUGGUUGGAAAGGAUGGCAAGAGGACAAGAAACGGGGGAGGCCAUAGCCACUGUGACAAUAACAUAUUAUAUAACAAUAACUAAAUUGAGUAAAUUAAGAAAAAAAAGAAAGGUGGACGACGGGAAGUUUCGAUAUUCAAGAGGUUCAACGGAGCUGCUUUUCAGAUGACAAGUUAUCGAAAGUUUUGUCUGCUUGUAUUUCUUUAAAAACUUUACAAAAAUAUAAAAGGCACAUGGGAAGGAGUUUACUGAACAGUACAUGGAGUGAUAUUGCUUAAGAAAGUUUUGAAUCAAAGCAUUGUUAUCUUAAUAUUAGCCUAGUUUGUAAAUAUAUAUAACGGUAAUAAUAAUCCAAAUGGAAUUUUACUGGGGACACAGGCGAUGUGUCCGUAAUUGUGAUUUAAUUAACAUUAUUCGUUACUCAUUUGUUUCACUUUGGCAUUGUUGCAGUGAUAAUAACAAUGAAAUACAAUGCAAAAUCGAUAUGUGUUGUACCUUUAGUGUUCUUUUAACUUCAUAUCAUCUCGGCCCUGUUUGUUUUUUUUUACUAUUAAAUUUUGUUACACUUCGACUUGUGAAGUAUAUCAGUAGAUUGUUGAGAUGUUUUCCCUUUUAUAAUACGGUAGAGUAAAAGGCAAAUAAACAUAGAGCAGUGUUCUGUAGGGAAAAGUGCUUUUUGAUGUUAACGAAUUGUUUUGAUUUCGUCAUUGUCUUCACUCGGAAACUCCUUGAUGGAAGAUGAAAAAUUAUUGAAAAACUUUUGUUAUAUUUACUUGAAAUCAAACUAAAUCAAACGUUUUUUUCAUAGUCUAUUAGACACAAUAGAUGUAAGGUGUACGUGCUUCAUAUAUAUCUAUGUAUGUUCAUAUGAGGCAAGUUUCUUGGAGUCAACUUCAGCAAAAAGCUCUUUACUACAGAACCGACCUCAGGAUACCAUAACUGUCAAGGUGUUGCAUUUUUUGAUAGCAAUCCAUGUACAUAUCUUGUAGUUAUGUGUAAAUCUGCAGUAUAGAACAUGCCAUAGUUUUCAUUUGGUUGAAUGUCCUUUAGUCAUUUGCAAAAUAGGUGCUAUUAUUAUUUCGUUAGAGGACAAGAAGGGCAACUAUGUAGAACUGUCAUAAGAGAAGUAGGGCUGGUCAUUCCGUCAUCUAGUUGUAUGCUUUACCGAUUAUCAUGUAACUUUUUCCAACUGUUGAUUGCAUACAUAGCGAGAGAAAAUAGAAAAUGUAUUAACUGUUUACUCACUGGCUUUUGAUCAGAUUUAUAUAAAUUUUAUUUUUUUUAAUUCCAAAAUGUAUGAUGGGCACUUUUUACUGCACUCCUGUUAUUCACAUCACACCUAAUUAACUUUUUAAGACAAGGUGUUUACAUAUUUUGAUUAGAGAUUUGAAGGAGUGAUAUUCGAUUUUAAUCUUAAUAAAAGUGUGUCUAGGAAGAUGAUUCCAAGGAGUCUCGAUUUUACUUGAAGUAAUACAUUCCAUCAAUAAAGGUGUUCUUCGUUACAGAAGUUUUCAGAUAUAUUCAGGGAUGGUUUACACUCUGUGGAUGUUGAUAUUCGAAGAACUAAUUUUUUGGUCUUUUAGAGUUGAUGCAAUUAGACUUGCAUGAUUCAUAUCAACGUAGAUGCUUUUUCAUAAGUGAUUUAAGAUACCUCUGCUUUCAUGGCUCUUAGAUGUUGUCUUCGAUUGGAGACGAGGAUUUUGUAGGGAUACCUUUUCAAUACCUCCAUCCAUAGAUAAAUGUCACAGAUAUCAAGGCUUAUUUAUUUGAUGGUAAACCAGAACCAGGUAGUAAGCGAUGCAGAAUUUUCUUCUUAGACACAGCCAGCCAGACUGUUGAUAAUCCUUAUGACUGAGAGUUUUGCACUUAUACGUGAUAGGUAGUGUUCAGAAUUGGUAAAAGAAUUCUUGGGAUAGUUUGUCUAUUAGUCAGAAUCGUUCCUCAAAAUAAAAACUGUAAUAAGCUCUUAUGUGAUUGCUUAUGUAAUGAUCAGCCUUACAGAGAGCGCAUGUGUUAUUGUUUAUACUUUUACUUUGUUAAUUACAUUCAUAGCUGUUUCAUAUGCUCUAUAAUCUUUAGAUAUAUAUUUUUCACCAGUUAGCUUUGUUGGCGACCAAUGAAUUUUGAGGAAGUGUUCUUAGUGGUGUACAGACCAUACCCAGAAAAUCUGAGCACUGUCGCAGGGUGUUGGCCUACAGCACGUUCUACAGGGCAAUAAGUCUUCUCUUGGUGGCUGUGUUUCAUUGGCAUUUUAAUCAGGAUUGAACCCAAUUGAUGGAAAAAUCCGUUUUCAGUUGAGAAUAAACUUAAAGUUUUUCUUGCAUUAUAUGAUUAUAAAUUUUUCAAGUGCAGCAUUCGUUGAAAGAAAUUUCGAAUCCACAUAGUCAAGGCACGGAAAAAAAUGAGUUUCAUUACUCUUUUGGCAUAAGACGAAGUGAAAUCUUUCAAGCCGAAUCCAAACGUUUCACCAAAGAAGUUUCUGUGCCCUAUAACACGUGCUUCUAGUUACCAUUGCCACCAUUAAACCAUAUAUUCCAAUUUUUCCCUCCAUUUCAUAUAGAUAUUCUAAAGUUUGUUUUAUUUACCUAUGUGAAUGUUGCUAGGCUACUUAACUGCUCACUAUGUCUCCGGUAAGUAUUGAACUCUUACCAAAAAGAAUAAAUAUAUCACUUCAUGGUUGGCCCUGUUACUAUUUAAGCCAGAACAAAUUGUAAGAUUAAUUUGGAUCAAAGAGAAUAGUGAGCAAGAAAGAGCCCAGGCAGCAGCCCUGAAGGUGUGAAUUUACUACUCAGACUUUUAGACACCUGAGCCAUGCCAAUCCAAAGGGCCACUUAUAUCCAUUUUCAUCAUUUCUGUGGAAGUAGAGAAGUACCUAAGAAUAUCAGAAUAUUAGCUUAGCCAUGGCUGUUCCUUGGAUUGACGUUGCGCAAGUCACUAAUAUCUGAAGCAUGAAUUUAUUGAAGCCAGCCUGUUUUCUAGGCUUGGAUGCAAUCCUAGUAGAAGCAUUUUUAUUGAAAUAUUAUAGACUUGUACAUACAUAUACUUUUAGCAAAAAGUGAGGCGUCUUCAAACUUAAAAAAAAUGGAUAUUCGAAUCAUUAGAAUAUGCAUACAUUAUAUAUUAUAUAUAUAAGCAUAAUGCCUAUAUUAUGAUGCAUCAAGAUGCCUUAACUCUAGCUGGAUUACUUACAAGAGAAAGGCGUGCAAGAGCUUUUUUUAUUAGUGGCGUCACACUACUUGCCCAUCAACGAAGUGUUUAUUUUCACAAAGAAUGAGAAUCUCGAGAACUCAAGUUAAUCAAGAAUAUGAUAAUGAGAAGUAAAAAAAAAAAAAAGAAAAUAGCAUAAUGGUUAGACCUUGAAGACCCGGAGGACUUGUCUGGCACCUCCCUCACUUGGUUAAGGGAUUUGAGCUUCCCCAGUCACCAUCAUCAUUAUGCCAUGGCUGGUCUUUCGAGUACUUGGACAAACUCAUUCUUUUCAUUAUUUUAUAUAGUUUUAGUCAUCCAGUUUAACAUAUUUACCUUUUUCCAUAUAUUCAUUAUUUUACUUUGUUAUUGCUGCAGUUGAGGAAUGAUUUUCUUGUUUUGUAUUGUUUAAUCAUCAUCCAUCACUUUAGUCAUUACAAAGGCAAUAUCAGAUGAAACUUUUCAGGCCUUGAAUAUGAGACAGCCGUCAUUUGGUGCAUGAGCCAUUUCUUCGAAAGUGUAACCAGCUCACUGUGUCGUCUCCAAGUUUGUUUUAUUAAAGUUGUCUUUUCCCCUUCUCAUUAAGUUUCGCAUGAGGUUAAGAUUAAAUCUUGGUCAAACUUAAUUAUUGGUAAUCAAAAUACGAUAAUUUGAUAUUUCUAAGGAACAGUUUAUUUUUAUGACGAAAAUUACUUGGAAGUGUCCAGCACCUUCCGUUUUCACCAGCUCUGGGGACAGAACUAGAAAUGGCUCAAAAACAGUUUCAACAUUUACAUAGAAAUGUAAAAUUUGUACCUUUAUUCCCUUCUACGGUGAGAAAAUUGUACUAUGCCUCGGCACAUGCAUUGGUUUUCAUAUUCAAUCCAUUUUUGAUGCACGAAUUCCAAUAUAUAGAAGUGAAAUGAAGCAAAUAAUAGAACAGCUUUGAAAAGCAAAUUUUCUCCACGUUGUACUGCACCAGUAAUCAGUCACAUCAUGAACUUUUGUGAAGUCUUGAGAAAAGAUUUUGUAAGCCUUUUUAAGGUCUUUUUUCAUGCAAGAAGUAUAUAUAUAUAUUCAUAUUUGUAUUAUUCGCUCUAAGCAACGGCCAGAAUUUGUAACUCAUGCAUACACAAAAAUUAUUCCUCAAUAGAGCUGUGGAUUUUGACGAACUGUUUAGAAUUUAUACUCCAUAUGAUGGUGAAUACGGUACCACACUAACAGAUAUUAUACUUUGGAUUAUCAUAAAUAUUUCUUUUUCAGGAAAAUCUUAUUUUAGUUUCAUCAGAAAUAGAAAUUUAUAUAUAACUUUCGUCAUAUUCCACAGUGUUCAUCGUUUUGUUCUUGAUCGUAUGUUGCUUGCUAAAGUUGAGAUGUUUCACCGCAGGUCGUAUGAACUGCUUAGACAUUCCUUAGGGAAGUACAUAAUGUCCUAUAAGAAUAAAAUGUAAUGUAGUGUUACCAAUUCGGAAACUAUUUUUACUAUAAUACUCAUUUAAAUUAUGGGACUCAAAAUAAAUAAAUAGGGAUUAUCAGGGUCUUUACCAUACGCCACAGAAUCAUGAAUUCGAAAAAAUUUAGGGAUUUUAAUCAUUUGUUACGUGAAUUAGAUUUGCAGUUGGCCCAAAACUGCUUUGGUUUCUAGUGCAUUAUGACCUGCAGUGUUCAUCACAACACUCCAGUUACAGUUGAUGACAGUAGCCCACGCGUCAAGUGAUUAUUAAAUAAUCAACGCAAUAUAAUCAUCAUUGUUGAUCAUUCGCUUUGUAAUUUUAAUAAAUUUUUAUAUACUUA
Molecule: messenger RNA, 11737 nt
Organism: Macrobrachium nipponense
Lineage: Eukaryota; Metazoa; Arthropoda; Malacostraca; Decapoda; Palaemonidae
Gene: qvr
Product: protein quiver-like
Exons: 11
Coding region: 543-1085 (180 amino acids)
Biological process (GO): sleep; regulation of synaptic transmission, cholinergic; positive regulation of voltage-gated potassium channel activity
Source: RefSeq, a predicted model, not a curated record